UUCACAUCCUAGAAGCAGGCAGUCCACUGAAAAGUGCCGCAUGUGAGCCUGAGCCGGAGGAGGAGCCUUCAGCUGCUCUGCGGCCGGUGAAAAGCACAGGUGAACCUGUGUACUCAGACAGACAAGAAUGGGUAGCAACAAACUGGUGGUUGUCAUCUGUGGGGGAGGCAAUGGCGCCCAUGCCCUGGCUGGAAUCGCGGGCUCCAAGGAUGAUGUCGAGGCUCGUGUUCUGACCCUGUUUGCAGACGAGGCUGAAAGGUGGACCAAUACCAUGAAGACGAAUGACUUUGUUGUGAAUUUUACUGAAAAUGGUUCUUCACUGAAAGCCAAACCAGCUUUGGUUACCAAAGACCCCAAGGUGGCGGGGGAGGGGUGCCACAUCAUCUACCUGGUGGUGCCGGCAUUUGGACAUCGCCAGUACCUGGAGGCACUCAAGCCGUACUGCAGGAAAGGAACCAUCAUUGCAGCAAUGCCUGGUGCACCAGGGUUUGAGUUUGAGGUGAGGGAGAUCCUUGGAAAGCAAUUAGCCAACGAUUGCAUCCUCAUGUCCUUUGAGUCUCUACCGUGGGCGUGCCGUAUCACAGAGUACGGGAAGGGAGUAGAUGUGCUGGGAGUGAAAGGGUUUAUGAAAGGAUCUAUGCAUGGUGAGGGAGGACCCACGGUGCUGGGAAACUCACCUCUGGAAGCCGUCACCUACGGACAAGGAAGCUUAGGUAACCGACCUACAUUGAUAUGCAAGGGACACCUGCUGGGCACCACGCUGAUUGCAAUCAACUCCUACCUCCACACCACCAUCAUGUAUGGCAGGUGGCAUGACUGGGACGGCAAACCGCUGGCCGAGAAGCCGCUGUUUUAUAAUGGCCUGGAUGAGGUCACUGCCAAGAUGUUGGAGGAUGUCAGCCAAGAGAUUCAGAAUAUUGCCAGGGAAAUUGAAAAACGGAGGCCUGGCACUGAUCUCUCCCAAGUGGUCUCUGUUAGAGACUGGUACUUGGAUACUUGGCCGAACCACAUCCCAGAUAAGACCAGUAUCUAUACCAUCCUCCGCACACACAAGAGCUACCCAGGUCUCGUUCAUCCCAUGGAGCCCAGUAAGGACGGAAACGGAUUUGUCCCGCUUUUCACCCAGAGGUACCUGACAGAGGACAUCCCCUUUGGCCUCACCGUCACUCGCGGCAUCGCUGAGAUUGUUGGAGUGCCCACGCCCAAUAUUGAUAAGAUUAUCCUGUGGGCACAAGGGGUGAUGGGUAAGGAAUAUAUGGUGGACGGAAAAAUGGCUGGAAAAGACAUCGGAGAAACUCGCAGCCCGCAGAGAUAUGGUUUGAAAACAGUGGAUGAUCUUCUGGGGUAGAUGAAAAGAUGAUGAAAUUUUUAUGAUUUUUUUUUCUGUGGAUAUUUUGUUACGAAUGCUUGGUUAUUAAGGAUUUGGCAGAAUUUUUUUCUCUUGUAAUGACUUGUUUGUUUGUUAAAAAUGUGAUUUUUUUUAAAAAAAAGAGGUCCUUUGAAAUUAAGAGAUCCUCCAAAUGAGGGCUGACCCUUUGUUGUUUGAAAGUCUUCUGUUUAUUGUUUGUUGUAUUUCAUUUACUGACGUUUCAUUUCCUAUUCUUUUGGUAAUUUUUCCUUCUUUUUUUUUAACAAGAAUGUUAAAAAUAUCCCCUUCUGGUGUGUUAUGUUGAUGCUAUGUAUGUUUCAUUAGGUUGUGUUGCCCUCUUUUUGUCUAGUAAAUUUUUGUCUUUUUGGAGAUUGAGAUGCUCUUCUAAAGCUGUCAGAUGACAUUACAUUUCACAAACUGAAUAGCAAAUGAAUAUGUGACUGGUUAGAAUUUUUUUUAUAAAGACAAUCAUUUAUCUAUGCUUAUCCUCAUUCACAACACUAGCUAAUAGUAUUAAUUAAAUCAAAAUUUUAUUAAUGAACAGUAUACUUACAAAUUGUCCAUUUUUCAAAUAAUUAUCCAUAAACUUUUAUAUUAUCUUACACUUAGAAAGAACACAAUGCUUUUUACUUUUACUAAAUUAAAUAUAUAUAAUAAUGUUUUGUAAUUGCUGUUUACCAUAUCUUUAAAGACUUACAAUAAAAAAGUAAAAGAUUUAGCUGUAAGCUGGUGAUAUUGUAACACAGGAAUUUUUAUGAUCAGUAUUGAGCAUCAAGUCUCAGUAUUAGUUGUACAGUGGGAUAGGUUUAUUACCAUACAUUUACACUAAGACUACUUACAAACCAGCUAGUAUUAUUUUUACCUUGAGAAAGGAGAUGUUGAUCAGUAGGCGUGUUGGGGGGAUGCCAAAUAUUUCCUGUUCGUAAGGUUCAUUAGUGAUAAGCUUUGAUAAUGAACAAAUUGUAGGUGAACGUGCUACAAAACAUUUCCUGUUAUGGUAAUGCCUACACACAAAUUAAUCUGUAUUAUAACAGCAUGGAAGUAAAUCAUUCACUGCACAGUAAUCAAUAUAUAUAUCAUAUAUAUGUAUGCCUAUGUACAGUCAUUGAGACAUUGGGGCUCUAAGAAUACCAGUAUAAUAUGCAGUCCAACUGUCACUAUUUUACCUUAAAUGACAGGUUCUUCCUUAGUAGAUGCAGCGUAUGGGUAUUUUUAUUAGGGAAUUCCAAAUUAUAUAGUUUUCAGACUGGUUUUUCAUUUGAUGAACAGAUUAAAGUGUUAGAUUGUGUCUUAGUUAGAAAAGGUGAAUUUAUAGCUGUUUGGAUGCAGUUUUCAAACUUUAAAUUUUUUUUGUGUGAUUGACAUUUUAAUUUGAAUGUGCUUAAUAUAUCUUAUAGAAAAAAAGAAAACAUGGGAAAAGUGUAAAAGAGGGCAGAUUAGCAGAGAAAUGCAGGGGUUUAUACCAAUAAGAUUACCAAAGCCAGCAAGUGAACAGCUGUAAUACGCCUCUCAUACCAAGAUACGAACCCAAUCUCACCUCAAUUUUCUUAUGCAUGCAGUUAAAUUUCUUGAGAUGCCAUAAGUCAAAACUAGACUCUAAAUAUCUUAUUAUAAUACCCAAAGGGUGCUCAAAAUAAGUCGACAAAGAACUCUGUGAUACGCAGUUUUGUACUUUCGUCCUAUUGUAAAAGAACAACUUGGCUUUUUUAAUGCAAUAGCUGUGCAUUCUUUAUCUAACUUGAGGUUUUAGAAAGGGUGAUACCCCCAUAGAGACACAAGCAUGGCAUAAUGAUUAUGAUUCUAGUUCUGCUGCAGUGAGGAGAUAGGAAGUCUGGACCUCACGGCGUAAAAAUAGUCAAUUUGGAACUGUGUGAACCGAGCAGUAUGUAUUUCUAAUGGAUAUAUCCUCAUCUAGUGCUAACAUUUGAAGGGUUAAGGUAGAUUUGGGAUGUUUUCGAUUUUCUUGUUUUAUAUAACACUUAUUCUUUUCCAUGUGAUACUGCACAGUUCUUGUGUUUGAUGAUUGUGGGAGAAAGACGUUGAUGAAGUCAAACUGCUGACCAUUUCAUUUCUUGUUUCAACUGCCUAUAGCAAGUACAAUCAUGACUUUUUGUUAGUUAUCAGCUUUAAUUAGUAAUGUUGAUUUCCUUUAUGUGUGGUAAUUUUGAUCAAACUUUUUAGUGCUUUUUUGUUUGCUUUUGAACAACAUCCUCACUUCUAAAGUUAUUCUACCAAAGGUUUUGAAGAUUUUUUAUCAUUUAUAUCCCCACCCUAAAUGUACUACCCUAUCAAUAAAUUCAGAUUAAAAAUGCUUUCUUUUUA
Lingula anatina is the source of this 3691-nucleotide messenger RNA. Its product is annotated as tauropine dehydrogenase-like. Gene Ontology annotation, molecular function: oxidoreductase activity. The record is from RefSeq and is a predicted model, not a curated record. NCBI's taxonomy places the organism in Eukaryota, Metazoa, Brachiopoda, Lingulata, Lingulida, Lingulidae.